UGAGGGUUAAUUCAGUGAAGAUUUCCUCACAGUCUCUGGCCACACAGACACACACACACUGAGUCACUGUGUUCGCUCUCCCGCUUUCGGUCCCGCUAUCUUUCAGCUUCCCCUCCCCCACUCUUGCUCUCUCAGUGACACAGAAAAACUAACACCACCCCCUCCCUCUCCCUCUGCCUCUCUCUCUCCCUCUCUAGUGCUCGCCUCUCCAUCCUCCAAUCACACACAAACACCCCUCUCUCUCGCUGUCUCCCUCCACUGUUUGUGUUUAUUGUUUUUUUUUUAAUCCCCCUUUUUUUCGGUCAGACCAUCCAGACGUAGAGGAGAGAGCAACUCUCCAUUUCUCUCUCGCUGUCUCUCUCUCCCAUUCCAUCUGCUUCCAUCUCAGGAUUUGUAUUAUUCGUUCUAAAACCAUAGUUGUUGAUAUUGCUUUCCAGGUCCCGUCAGAAAUUUGUUUUGUCUACAACCCCAUGCAUGCUCAUUUCCCCCUUUCUCUGUCAGUCCGUGUGAAAAACCCAUCUUUUUCUCCCAACAAUAUCUAUUUUGCUCUCUCCCUCCCCCUCCACCCUUUCAGUAUUCAUCCAAGUGUACUUAUUCUGCUCUCUGAGUGUGUCUAAAUAUAUAUAUGUGCAUCGCCUUCUCUCGCCAUCCUUGCUGAAACAGUGACAACAGCAAUACAUUCCUUCUGACAAGUUACUCAGGAAUUUGACGAACUGGAUUUUUUCCCCCUCAGUGCUAAAAAAACAAAAAACAUUUUUGACCUGAAGGAUUUUGAAAUUGCUGAUUGAUUUUGAUGUUUUUCAUGUAGUUUGAUUGAUUUUUUAAAUUUUGCCAAUAGUCCUGAAUGGAAUUUUAAUUCACUUUGGAUGUUUAAUUGUUUUUCCUCAUUUGGCUUUCAUUGUUCAUUAUUUUAUUUGUGUGUAUCCUUUUUGGGGGAUUUAAAAACAAAAUUGGGUAUAAAGCUGGAAUUGCCCCAAUACGUCCAAUUUUUCCGAGCUUUUUUGUGGAGUAACCGAACAUGGGAAGCGCAUUAAGUCAUGUUUACCUCGGCUGGUGUGGAAGGAUGGGUGGUAAUUAACUUCAGUAGUGUAUUAAUUAUUCCAGUGCUCAAUCGCAUUAAGAAGCUGACUGACUGCUGGGACACUGGUCCCUUGGGUCUCCACACUUAAUAUUAAGCAAUAUUAGCACGACUAAGAAUACAAUUAUAUUAAUCUCAGGUUUAAUUUUUAUUCAGACGAUGGAAACUCUUAAGAAGCAAUAUGCACUGAUACUUAAAUUACAGUGACAGGCAGAUACUUCAUCCAAGCCAAACGGGAUCAGGAACUCCAGUACCUCCUAAAACUACAGUUAAAGCAGUGGGGCGUUGUUAGAGUGGUUACCAUGGCGACGGUUCCUGGUUAUUCCCCAUCACUGUGGGUAAGGGUGUGCCACGCCCUCCCUCGAUUAGACCUCACCCUGCAGACCAGAGACAAUGUCUUCACUCCGGACAGCUGGGAGUAUCAGCAGACCCUGCUGGUUCUCUCAAGCCUCUCGGCCAUUGCUCUUGUUCUCUCCCUCCUUGUCGUCCUCUCUUUCCUCAUACACUACUGCUGCUGUCACCGCGGUGACGGAGGCUCGGGGUCGGAGGAAGAGGAGGAGGAUGACGACGCCAGCGGGGGGCAUGGAUAUGGCGCUCGAAAGGGGCGGGGCAUCUGCUGUGUCACCUGGGUCUCUGUGGCCGCUGUCACGCUCUGCUGUGUUGCCAUUGGCAUUGGUUUCUAUGGCAACAGCGAGGCCAAUGAUGGGAUGUAUCAGCUGACCUCUUCGCUUCUCACAGCCAAUUACACGCUGACUUCAAUUGAUUUGCUGGUGUCAGACACCCUCGCUGGGCUCCAGCUCUCUGUGUCCGGGCCGCUGACCUCCCUGGAGGAGCUUUUCGGGAGCAACAUGCCCUAUGUGGUGUCCGCCCGCACCUGCAGACGGCUCUCGGAGACGGUGGUGGGCCUGCUGUCCUCCCUGACAGUGGGGCGGGCGACCCAGGCCCUGCCCAGCAGCAGUGCAGGGAGUAACAGCAGCAGCAGCUCCUCUGUCUUCACUGCUGCGCCCCCCUCCAUCGCUCCCUCACUCCUUCCCCCCUCCUCUCCCCUGCCCGGCCCCUUCUCUCCUGGCUGGGCGGCCAACACACUGAUGGUCAACGAGGACUACAGGUGGCUGUCAUAUGUGCUCCUGUUGCUAUUGGACCUUGUUGUGUGCCUGUUUAUUCUGCUGGGCCUGGCCAAGCAGGCACGGUGGCUCCUCAUUCUGAUGACAGUGCUGGCCUGGCUUGCUCUGUUCCUGAGCUGGGGCUCCUUGGGUUUGGAAACAGCCACUGUGGUGGCCCUCAGUGAUUUCUGUUCCGAUCCCAGCACAUUUAUUCUGAACUCUACUCAUUUUAACACUGGGACAAGCACAGAAAUACUGGACUAUUACCUGACCUGCAGCCGGCGGAAGACCAGCCCUUUCCAGCAGCUGUUGACCCAGUCGCAGAGGGCUCUGUCCAGUGUUCACACACAUCUCUCCAGCCUUGACAGAGAGGCACUCCCACAGUACCCUAAGGCAGAGAAGUCACUCAGGGAGGUUCAGCAGAUCCUUAACACAACAGAGGGGAACUUCCACCAGCUGGUGGCAUUACUUAACUGCAGAGGGCUCAAUAAGGACUAUAUAGACUCUCUGAAAGGCUUGUGCUAUGAUGGGAUGGAGGGAUUGCUCUAUCUCUCCCUCUACUCUUUCCUCUCUGCCCUGGCAUUCACAGCCAUCCUCUGUUCAUUGCCUGGGGCAUGGAGAAGUUUCCCCAGGGACUCUGAAGAAUAUGAAGACUCAGACAGCGAGAGCGAGGACCCCUUCACUUCUCAUCAGGCACGUAGACAGACGGCCAUGGGCUCGCAGCGCGGGGCUCUCCCCGCCUUCUAUAGUUACCAGGGGGCCAGCUGGAAUCCCCCCUUUUCUAGCGCACCGCCCCUCCCGACUCCAAACGCUUCCUCCAAUGGCAACCCUGGCUAUGAGAGCCUGCCCUUGAUUGACAGGCAGUCCCCACCCCCCUCUUAUUCUCCCAGCAUGCUGACUGGCUACGGGGUCAGUCAAUCAAACCAAAACCCAGGCCACCCCAGGAACCUGUAUCCGCACUAAUUAUUUUUUAUGUAUAGAAAAUAAGUAUAGCAGAUGUUUAGUUUUCAUAGAAAUGGACACUUUACUGAGAUGGAGAACUAAUUUAAAGAGAUGGAUUACUAAAGAUUAAAGAAAGUGAGUAAUGUCAUUACCAUCGGUCACUCAAGAGCAUGGACAGGGCGGACUGAAUGAAACAGGCUACUUGAUUAAUUGAAGGCCAGUCGUAUUAUUAUCAGACAGCCCGUGUGGCAGAUAGUUAUGGGCCAAUUCCCCCGCCACCCUACUCAAGUGUUCCCCUGUCCUGUCACUGUGAGCAUUGUGCGGUGGAAUGGUCCUGGCAUUACGGUAGUUCUAUAUUUGUUAAUGUAUCACAAGAUUAUUUUCAUGUUUUUAUAUGUAGUGGAUGGACACAGACACAUAGCAGCAAUGACACAUUUUAAGUGUUAUGAAUAUGCAAUCUCCUCACUUGAUAAUCUGCAUUUUAAUCUUUUGUAGAUGGCAAUACAGAAUUAAUGUACAACUUCCGAUACCUGGGCAUUUCACUGUUUGUAAUACCAAUGGUGAUGUUAAAGACUGCUUCUCCCGCUAAUAGCAUUCAAGUGCAGUCUACCCUCUCACUCAGCAGGCAAAACAGGGGAAGUACAACUCCGUGCAAUAACAAACUUAUUACUGCGUAUCGAGAUAGCCACAAUGUUAGCAGUUACAACAGAAAACAGAGCUGUGUAGUGUGUCUGUGUUUGUGAGAUGUCUCUACAGGAUGUUCUGUAUAUAUUGUAUGUUGGAGGAUGUAUUGACCCCCUUUGCCUUGUUAAUCCUGGAACUGAGUUUAUAUGGUAUUAAUGCUCCUUUUGACUGGCAUCCUUUUUCACUCCAAAGUCUAAUACAAAUAAAGACUACUAAAGCUCA
Molecule: messenger RNA, 4029 nt
Organism: Conger conger (European conger)
Lineage: Eukaryota; Metazoa; Chordata; Actinopteri; Anguilliformes; Congridae
Gene: ttyh1
Product: tweety family member 1
Exons: 15
Coding region: 1381-3144 (587 amino acids)
Cellular component (GO): smooth endoplasmic reticulum membrane; plasma membrane
Molecular function (GO): intracellularly calcium-gated chloride channel activity; volume-sensitive chloride channel activity
Source: RefSeq, a predicted model, not a curated record